This is a messenger RNA of Sclerotinia sclerotiorum 1980 UF-70, 1083 nucleotides long. RefSeq lists its product as hypothetical. Gene Ontology annotation, biological process: alcohol metabolic process. The record is from RefSeq and is a predicted model, not a curated record. Gene Ontology annotation, molecular function: alcohol dehydrogenase (NADP+) activity; zinc ion binding. The transcript has 3 exons. Lineage: Eukaryota; Fungi; Ascomycota; Leotiomycetes; Helotiales; Sclerotiniaceae. The coding region runs from base 1 to 1083 and encodes 360 amino acids.
AUGGGAUAUCCCGAGACCUUUACAGGAUUCCAAAUUGAAGAUCCUGCAAAAUGGACCGAGUUUCAUAAGAACCAAUAUACACCUAAGCCAUUCGGCGACUUUGAUGUCGAUAUCAAGAUUUUGGCCUGUGGUGUUUGCGCGAGUGAUUUGCAUACUGUUAGUGGAGGGUGGGGUGAACAGAAGUUUCCGCUUUGUGUGGGGCAUGAAAUUGUAGGAGAAGCCCUCCGCGUCGGCCCAAAAGUAACUCUCAUCAAGCCCGGUCAACGUGUUGGUGUUGGUGCUCAAUCAUACUCCUGUCUCCAAUGUCGUCAGUGCAAAAAUGACAACGAGACAUACUGUCUUCACCAACUCGAUACCUAUGGAGCCGUCUGGCCCGAAACGGGUAUCGUUUCCCAAGGUGGCUAUGCUAGCCAUGUGAGAACUCAUGAGCAUUGGGUUUUCCCCAUUCCAGAUGGAUUGAAGACCGAAGAGGCGGCUCCUAUGUUGUGUGCUGGUUUGACGGCUUAUAGUCCUUUGGUUAGAAAUGGCUGUGGACCUGGAAAGAAGGUGGGUAUUGUGGGAUUGGGAGGAAUUGGUCAUUUUGGUGUUAUGUUUGCUAAGGCUUUGGGCGCUGAGACUUGGGCUAUUUCGAGAACCCACGCCAAAGAAGCCGAUGCAAAGAAACUCGGCGCUGAUGGCUUUCUCGCCACAGCCGACAAGGACUGGAACAAAGAGCACAUCAUGACCUUCGACUUGAUAGUCAACACAGCUUCUUCCUCCUCAGGAUUCAAUUUCUCCGAGUACCUCGAGCUCCUCGACGUACACGGCCACUGGGUAUCCGUCGGACUCCCCGAAGGCGAAGGUCAAACGAUCGAUAACUUUCAACUAUUGAAAAACGGUGUUCUCAUCGGAGGAAGUCAUCUAGGUAGCAGAAAAGAGGUUCUGGCCAUGUUGGAUUUAGCCGUGGAGAAGGGUAUCAAUAGUUGGGUUGAGACGAUUGAUAUUAGUGAGGAGGGAUUGAAGACGGCCUUGACGAGGUUGCAUAAUAAUGAUGUUAGGUAUAGAUUUACGAUGGUGGGUUAUGAGAAGUGUUUUGGUACUUAG